AUGUCUCUUGCCGGCCUAAGAUAUCUUAGGCAAAAUCCAGGCUUCCCUACCAGCCAUUCGGAACCCCGUAUUGCAGGCUCCAGUACCGAGUCGAACGAACCCCUAGGCAUCACUGCAUCAACCUCGUUUACCAUUGCAACCCCCGAACCACAUAACCGUCCGAGCGAGGCUGUCAUGGCGUUCAACAGUUCAACAAAGGAGGAAAAAUUUUCAAUCCGUCAUUUCGGUUGGCGUCAACGUGAUGGUCCAGAGCUCUUUGCGACUGGCCCAAGCUCCUUUCCCGAUUCGACCUAUCAUGGCGGCAAUUACUACUUCCUUUUGCGAAUUGGCGGCUUUCAACCUUCCGAUAACUUCCGCCGGGUCGCAUUGUUUCAUUCCAACGAGAAUGGUGAUAAUGUUCUUGAAACCUCACUUCUAGGGCAUCGAAUGCUUCCGUCUGCUUGGAACCUCCGACGAAUUUCUCGACCUACCUAG
Molecule: messenger RNA, 474 nt
Organism: Colletotrichum acutatum
Lineage: Eukaryota; Fungi; Ascomycota; Sordariomycetes; Glomerellales; Glomerellaceae
Exons: 3
Coding region: 1-474 (157 amino acids)
Source: RefSeq, a predicted model, not a curated record